Messenger RNA from Ornithodoros turicata, 3960 nucleotides. RefSeq names its product coatomer subunit alpha-like (gene alphaCOP). Gene Ontology annotation, molecular function: structural molecule activity; protein binding. Gene Ontology annotation, cellular component: COPI vesicle coat. The record is from RefSeq and is a predicted model, not a curated record. Lineage: Eukaryota; Metazoa; Arthropoda; Arachnida; Ixodida; Argasidae. The transcript has 14 exons. Bases 116 to 3772 code for a protein of 1218 amino acids. Gene Ontology annotation, biological process: intra-Golgi vesicle-mediated transport; endoplasmic reticulum to Golgi vesicle-mediated transport; retrograde vesicle-mediated transport, Golgi to endoplasmic reticulum.
GACACCAGAACGGAAAUGAUGGUGGAAGUUGGCUGCGGCGGCUGACGUGCCACGAAGCCGACGUUCAUGUUUGGAUGAAGUUUUUGCGUGAAAAUACUACCGUAUCAAUUCCACAAUGUUGACGAAGUUUGAGACUAAGUCGGCACGAGUCAAAGGACUGAGUUUUCAUCCAAAAAGACCGUGGAUCCUUGCCAGUCUUCACAAUGGCAUUAUCCAACUCUGGGACUACCGAAUGUGCACAUUGCUCGAUAAGUUUGACGAGCACGAAGGACCUGUAAGAGGCAUUUGCUUCCAUAACCAACAGCCCUUGUUUGUUUCUGGUGGCGAUGACUACCAAAUUAAGGUGUGGAACUACAAGCAGCGCCGCUGCAUCUUCACUCUGCUGGGGCACUUGGACUACAUCCGCACCACCACUUUCCACCACGAGUACCCGUGGAUUUUGAGCGCUUCGGAUGACCAGACCAUUCGAGUCUGGAACUGGCAAUCGCGGGCAUGCAUAUGUGUGCUUACAGGCCACACGCACUAUGUAAUGUGUGCCCAGUUCCAUCCCACGGAAGACCUCAUGGUGUCAGCUUCACUGGACCAGUCCAUCCGCGUGUGGGACAUGGCAGGCCUCAGGAAGAAAAAUGUUGCUCCAGGACCUGGUGGUCUCGAGGACCACCUCAAGAAUCCUGGCCAUACGGACCUGUUUGGAACGUCUGAUGCCAUUGUUCGGCACUUCCUUGAUGGCCAUGAGCGUGGUGUCAACUGGGCAGUCUUCCACCCCACCAUGCCCCUGGUGGUGUCCGGUGCGGAUGACCGUCAGAUCAAGUUGUGGCGCAUGAACGACACCAAGGCAUGGGAGGUUGACACUUGCAGAGGUCACUAUUGCAAUGUGUCAUGUGUUGUCUUCCACCCUAGACAAGAACUGAUCUUGAGCAACUCGGAAGACAAGAGCAUCCGUGUAUGGGACAUGUCCAAACGCACCUGUCUUCACACCAUGCGCCGCGAACAGGAUCGCUUCUGGAUUCUCGCUAGUCAUCCCAGUCUGAACCUCUUUGCCGCAGGUCAUGAUAAUGGCAUGAUUCUCUUUAAGCUGGAACGCGAGAGGCCGGCCUUUGCCCUGCACGGAAACCUGCUGUACUACGCCAAGGACCGUUACUUGAGACGCCUGGAUUUCACCACUUCCAAGGACGUUGCUCUCCUGCAGUUCCGUGGAGGCAACCGCUGUCCAGUGUUCAGCAUGUCCUACAAUCCUGCAGAGUCCUCUGUCCUGCUGAACACGCGGACUUCCAACGCUGACAACAGCACCUACGACCUCUGCUCUGUCCCACACACUGUGGACUCUCAAAACCCAGAGGUGGUAGAAGGGAAACGUUCUUCCGGACUCACCGCCGUCUGGGUGGCCAGAAACCGCUUUGCCGUGCUGGACCGCAAUCACAAUGUUGUAAUCAAAAACAUGAGGAAUGAAGUGAACAAGAAAGUGCAGACCCCACCAAACGUAGACGAGAUCUUCUUUGCCGGAACCGGAAUGCUGCUUCUCAGGGACUUCGACGGUCUCAUCCUGUUUGACGUCACCCAAGGAAGGCACCUGGGAUCCGUGAAAGUGGCCAAGGUGAAGUACGUGGUGUGGAGCGUGGACAUGAACCACGUGGCCCUGCUCUCGAAGCACACGCUGACUGUCUGCAACCGACGUCUCGAAGUCCUCUGUAGCGUCCAGGAGAGCACCAGGGUCAAGAGUGGCGCGUGGGACGACUCGGGCGUUUUUGUCUAUACCACUUCCAACCACAUUAAGUACACUCUCACAAAUGGCGAUCACGGAAUAAUCCGUACCCUCGACCUGCCCAUCUACAUCACCCGUGUCAAGGACUCUAGCGUUUACUGCCUGGACCGAGAGUGCAGACCCCGCGUCCUGGGCAUCGACCCAACCGAAUACCGCUUCAAGCUCGCUCUCGUAAACAGAAAGUACGAAGAGGUUCUACACAUGGUGCGAAACGCCAAGCUCAUCGGCCAGUCCAUAAUCGCCUACCUCCAGAAGAAGGGUUACCCCGAAGUUGCUCUGCAUUUUGUUAAGGACGAGAAGACUAGGUUUGCACUGGCUCUCGAGUGUGGGAACAUUGACGUCGCACUUGAAGCCGCCAGAACGCUGGACGACAAAACCUGUUGGGAGAAACUGGGAGAGGCAGCGUUGUUACAGGGAAAUCACCAGGUGGUUGAAAUGUCGUACCAGCGGACUAAGAAUUUCGACAAGCUCUCUUUCCUGUACCUCAUAACUGGCAACUUGACCAAGCUGCAGAAAAUGCUGAAGAUCGCAGAAAUUCGAAAGGAUGCCAGCGGACAGUUCACCAACGCCCUCUACCUGGGCGACAUGCAGGAGCGUGUCAAGAUCCUCAAGUCCUGCGGACAGGUGUCCUUGGCGUACCUCUGUGCAAAGACCCACGGCCUGACUGAAGAGGCAGAGGCCCUGGCCCCACACAUUCCAAACCUGGAGUCCUUGGGACAACCAGACCCUGAUGCGGAGCUCCUGGUGCCUCCGCCACCUAUCCAACCGUGUGACGAAAACUGGCCUCUCCUGAGCGUCACUCGUGGCUUCUUUGACGGAGUCAGCCACGGAAAGAAGACAGCUAUGGCGGCUGAGGUCACAGAGGCAGAAGCCGAAGGCUGGGGCGACGACGCUGAACUUGCCCUCGACGAAGACGGUGUGUCGGGCGAAUGCAAAGUUGUGGCUGACUCUAUGGAAGCUGGUGAAGGUGGCUGGGACGUUGAUGAAGACCUCGAGUUGCCACCAGAACUGGCAGAAGCUGGCGGCCCUUCCGCCGGAGCCGGCGACGAGGGCUACUUUGUUCCCCCUACACGUGGUGUGUCUCAGGGCCAGCUCUGGGUCAACAACUCCAAGCUCCCAGUGGACCACGUGCUUGCUGGAUCUUUCGAAUCCGCCUGCAGACUCCUCCACGACCAAGUGGGCGCCGUCUGCUUCGAGCCGUUGCGUUCCCUGUUUCUUUCCACGUAUGCACGUUCCCACACAGCCUUCACCGGCCUUCCCCAGCUCCCGUGCCUCUACGGCUAUCCGGUGCGCAAGGACCCAUCCUCAGCCAAGGGAGGCUUACCAGCUGUUGGUUGCAAGCUGUCAGACCUGCUGGACCGUCUUCAGCUCUGCUACCAACUGACCACGUCUGGAAAGUUUGCUGAAGCCGUCGAAAAGUUCCGUUCCCUCCUCCUGUCCGUGCUCCUCCUGGCUGUCGACACGCGGCAAGAAGUGGCGGAAGCGCAGCAGCUUCUCGAAGUCUGCAGGGAGUACGUCAUCGGGCUUUCACUCGAGACCGAACGGAAGAGUCAGCCCAGAGAGACGCUGGACCAGCAGAAGAGGGCGUGCGAGAUGGCCGUGUACUUUACCCACUGCCAGCUGCAGCCAGUGCAUCAGAUCCUAACCCUACGAACGGCCCUGAACCUGUUUUUCAAGCUGAAGAACUACAAGACUGCUGGAUCUCUGGCACGAAGACUCUUAGAGCUGGGGCCACGCCCAGACGUCGCCAGCCAGACGCGCAAGAUCCUGCAGGCGUGCGACAAGACACCCACGGACAUGCACGAGUUGAACUACGACGAGCACAAUCCAUUCUCGCUGUGCGCCAAGACCUACGUGCCCAUCUACAGGGGAAAGCCCGAAGUGCACUGCCCGCUCUGUGGAGCCAGCUACGUGCCAGAGUUCAAGGGCACGGUGUGCACCGUCUGCAGUGUUGCGGAAGUCGGAAAGGAUACGAUCGGCCUGCGUAUCAGCACCAUCCAGUUCCGUUGAGACGAAUCGGACAGGUUCCGUAAGACGGACGCUUAGAGGUCCCACGCCGGAGCUGUCUCGGAAUUCCACUUUCAUUUUCCUUUCGAGGUCCGCUCCAGUGGAUUUGUAUGUAAAGUUAACGCGAUGUUUACACCAGUUGGGUGGCUUGUGGAGAAAUAUGCGUGAAAUAAAAGAUUUUUCUUCACAUG